AUGAAGACGUAUAGCUCCUUAGAUACCCGGUAUUACGAAAAUAAGACCAUAAGCGGUAUUCUGAGAGCUAGCGGCGGCUUUACUGAGUACAUGAUUACUUCGUAUUAUGCGCUCGUCCACUUACCGGAUAACCUGGCCUUUGUAUAUAUAUCCCUUCUACGACAGGGCCGUGAGGAGACGUAA
Messenger RNA from Penicillium robsamsonii, 183 nucleotides. RefSeq names its product Polyketide synthase enoylreductase. The record is from RefSeq and is a predicted model, not a curated record. Bases 1 to 183 code for a protein of 60 amino acids. The transcript is spliced from 2 exons. NCBI's taxonomy places the organism in Eukaryota, Fungi, Ascomycota, Eurotiomycetes, Eurotiales, Aspergillaceae.